AUGCUCAUUGAACGCUCCAAGACACCGAUGUUUAUUGUUUCGUUCUUGAGCGAGUUAGAGACGUUGACGCCGGCGGGGACGUAUGGGCUGUAUCUCGGGUUCAGCACGGUGUUCUUCAUCUUUAUCAUCUUCUUCUACCCGGAAACGAAACAACUGUCGAUUGACGAAACCUCUAUGCUGUUUGAAGACGACUGGGGGGUUGCGCGUUCCCGUCGGAUGCGCCGCGAACGCGAUGAAACGCGCAGGAGGUUUGCGGAUGCGGAGAUGGCAGAGGUUGCAGAAGCUACUCUGGAAGCAAGGCAGGAUAAGCAUAGAGGGAUUAGCGCUUCAGAGUUGAAGGACUUUAUGAGCGGCUUGAAGAAUGGGAGAAAGUAG
Molecule: messenger RNA, 375 nt
Organism: Cryptococcus wingfieldii CBS 7118
Lineage: Eukaryota; Fungi; Basidiomycota; Tremellomycetes; Tremellales; Cryptococcaceae
Exons: 3
Coding region: 1-375 (124 amino acids)
Molecular function (GO): myo-inositol:proton symporter activity
Source: RefSeq, a predicted model, not a curated record